GCUGCCCUGCCUGCACUUCGUUCAUCACUGCUUGUUAAGCAAAAUUUCCAGGGAUCCAUAUCCUACACCCAUAUUUUAAGACGCUACCUACCUAAUGUAAAAGCAGUGGGCUCGCUGAUCGAGAUAUACGUACAUAAUUACGUUGCAUAUCGCCCUGAGGGUGUCGUCGGUCUCAACGAAAAACGGCCCGGGUACUACAUCGGGCUAGUAAACGCCGCUCGGGAAAAGUCAAUCACGCCUGGCAAGGCCAGCGGA
Clonostachys rhizophaga is the source of this 255-nucleotide messenger RNA. The record is from the annotation of a GenBank genome assembly. NCBI's taxonomy places the organism in Eukaryota, Fungi, Ascomycota, Sordariomycetes, Hypocreales, Bionectriaceae.